ACUGUGGGCAUGCGCAGUGGUGCUCUCCCCCCGCCACGCCGCUGCACAUCCGUCUAGCGGAGCUGUGGAUUUCGCUCGGGGCUCCGCAGGCAGCCAAUAGCGACACGUUGUUUUACCCGUGACAUCACCCGCCACUCCUCUUACUAAAGAAGGAAACAAACAUCUAUCCAGAAGGAACGGGGCACGGAGAGAAAGAAGAGGUAGGACGGCGAGGGGAAGGAGAGCGAAAUCCAGCUUCACACAGUCUGGCAGCAAGGACUACCACGCAAACAUCACCAAAUACGGCAAAAUACCUUGAUUAGACCCAAAGACGUUUAUCUUUUCAUCCGUGAUCUUACAAGAAGAGCACCCUAGAGGUUUACCAUCGACCUGAUAAGAAAUGGCCCAAGAGACGAACCAGAGCCCUGUGCCCAUGCUUUGUGCCACAGGCUGUGGUUUCUAUGGAAACCCCAGAACCAAUGGCAUGUGCUCUGUUUGUUAUAAGGAGCACCUGACACGGCAGCAGAGCAGCGACCGCAUGAGCCCUCUCAGUCCAAUGGGCUCAGCUGCUAGUCCUUCCUCAGAGGCUUCAGCUAUCCAGAGACUAGAAGCAAGUCUAGCCAAGGUUGAAUCUUCUCCAGCUUCAUCACCAGGCAUGUCUAGAACUGUUCAAGGAUCUCUUCCUGUCACCCAACAAAUGACAGAGAUGAGCAUCUCUAGAGAGGAUAAAGCUGAACCAUUAGAGCCUGUUGUAAACCAGCCUGCCGCAUCUAGUCCUGCCCCUGUAGCCUCUUCUAGCAGUGAGGAAAAUAAGGGAGACACCCCCAAACCUAAGAAGAACAGAUGCUUUAUGUGCCGCAAGCGAGUGGGCCUUACAGGAUUCGACUGUCGCUGUGGCAACCUUUUCUGUGGCAUCCACCGAUAUUCCGACAAGCACAAUUGCCCCUACGACUAUAAGGCCGAAGCUGCUGCCAAGAUCCGUAAAGAAAACCCUGUGGUGGUGGCCGACAAGAUCCAGAGAAUAUAAAAUGUGCCAAUCUGAUCAUGAUUAUGAUGAUGACACCUUUGAAAAAGACUGGAGAAUGAGUGUGAACCUUUUGAGUGGCAAAGUGAAUAUUACAUGGACUUGAUUUACAAAAUUGCUCAAGAAUUCAAGAAAAUAACUGUGGGGAGAAGAAAAAAUGAAAAGAUUCUUUCAAGAUGCAUGAAUGAUCACUUUUCUGAAUAAUUCAUUAGUUCGUUUUAUCCUAUUUUCUGUGGUGUGACUUUUCCGCUGUUCUAUUUUUUAUAACAAGUUUUGUCUUAUUAAGAGCAGCCCAGGGUAACUGUCAAGAUAUGCUGUGCUCCUCUCAGCUAUACCAGGCGCCAUUUUGUGCCAAACUGUAGGCAGCCAUUGUACCCAGAGCUUGUCAUGUGUCAGACACUGGCCAGCCCUUCAUCCAUACUACACCCAUUGACUGUUUAAACUCAUCUUCUACUGUGUCCGUUGGUAUUGGAGUCUGUCAAUGUUUGGAGAAUCGUACAACUGUCCCCUACUGUGCACAAGGGGCUUUGUUACUUUGUCUUUCCUAGCUUUACCUACCUCACAGCUGCCGUGUUUAGCAUUGUUGUAUUCACUUUUUUCACCACAGUAGAAAAUUGGGUCGUUUUCAGUCCACACUUGAUCAUCAGCCUCAAUGACCCUUUGAUCCAAAUGUCUUUGUGACGUUGAUCAAUUUGAUUGUGAUGAGGCUGGUUUAAAAUGGUUGGGGGUAUCUGCUAGCCAAGGACAAGGACUCCAGUAUACUAAAUAUUCACAGUGGGCUUCAUCUGUUAGUUACCUUAACCAAGAUUGUAUUUGAGAUGCCUGGUUUAGGGCUGUGUGUACUAAUAUGAGUGACCCAGGUGAAAGGGUAGCACCUUUGCCUGGAAGGUGAAUUUAGGGGCAUGAAUGAUUGGGAUAAAUGCAUGAGUUACUCUUGAUCAGCAUUAGUGUUUCUGGUAUAAUCUAAGAAAUUUGGCAUCACUCAACUAGAGUUUAACACAUUUUAUUUGCUGAAAGACAAUUUUCUGUUUUAUUAGCUUUUUUUUCCUUUUCCAUCGGUAUUGUACUGAUGUUAGCGCAUGUAAUUCAGUGCAUUUGUGGAAUUAGGGUAUGUGAACCAUGUUUUUGUUUUUUAAAUUGCGCUAACAAUGUUUGUGAGCAGAGUGUGUGAGUGUGAGUAGUGGGAGUAUUCAACCCUUUUUGUCUGUGGAGCUACCAGGUUUAUCAGCACAUGUUUACAGAACUACAAGAGCAUGCCAGAGCUGGACUUAUGAAAAUAGAUACCAAGAUUAGAUGUAAUUUCUCAUCUAAUUGCUAAUGAUUUGUGUGUCUUCAAAUAGAGCACAGUAGCUGCGUGUGUGCGUGUGUGUGCGUGUGUGACUCUGAAUGCAUGUGUGAACGUGUCCAUGACUGCCAGAUAUAAUGAAAACCCUGUGUAUGUCUGUGACAGGUGUUGAUCCCACUUCUCUUCUUCCUGUAAGGAUGUUUUUCUUUUUUUUUUUUCUUUUAAAGUGUAUGUAUCCGUUUGAGUUUUUGAUUCUUAGUUAUAUGCAAAUUUGUACAAAAAAAUGAAAAAACAAACUGUGUUUAUUUAUGUAUUACAUAUAAUCUUGCUAUCCAGCAUUAUGACAGAAUAGUAUCAUGUAAAUAAAACUGUACAGAGAGACAUUA
Boleophthalmus pectinirostris (great blue-spotted mudskipper) is the source of this 2674-nucleotide messenger RNA. RefSeq names its product zinc finger, AN1-type domain 5a (gene zfand5a). Lineage: Eukaryota; Metazoa; Chordata; Actinopteri; Gobiiformes; Gobiidae. The transcript has 6 exons. The record is from RefSeq and is a predicted model, not a curated record. Bases 380 to 1006 code for a protein of 208 amino acids. Gene Ontology annotation, molecular function: DNA binding; zinc ion binding.